AUGUCACGGUGGGAGUCGCGCCGUUUGUUCAUUCCGGGACGCUAUCCGUUGUCCGAAGAACAUAUGUUUUGCAUGUUUGUGUUCUGUCAUAUUUUUGCUCUUGAUACUCCGCUCGUCAUGACGAUUCGGACUGCGAGCAGGACCGGAAACCCGAGAACAACACAGACAAAUUCAGCACAAGCACCGUUGGAGUACGGAGCUCGGAGACGGUUCUGUCUGUGUUCAUUUUGCGUGGCGAAUUCGGACGUCACAUGCAGGAGAAGCGAGGGUUACACGCUAUCAAUAGGUUCCCCAUUGUGGCGACAGCACUCAAAUUGGAUUGUUGAAUGCCAAGCCGCGGUGUGCCGCGCGAAUGCACUCCACUCAAUACAUGGAGCUUUCAACCCCAGAUCGUCGCUCGUCGCUCGAACAUACGACAUGCGGCACAGUCUGACUUCGCAGGCGUGCCACAGAACCAUUCUCAGCACACGAGCAAGUGGAUACGGGAUGUGUCCACGGUCCCGUGGGGUCAAAACGCUGUCGUGUUCUAGGGAGACGGCUUCGACAGCGAUGCUGCCUUUUGCUCGUGUCCCCGAGACUCACACGACGUGGCCCUCUCGUCGUCAGGCGGGCAGAGCACGCGACCCCACAUCAUGGUCUUUUGACAAUCGAGUUGCCUUCCAGUGCGAAGACUUUGAAGCAGGACCCUCUUCUCAUGCGAACUGCCUCCCGUGGCCUCUUGAGUCGUUGAGUCGAAGACGAAGUAGACAUAGACGAUUGGCGUCCUUCUCCACAACUUCUAUCGGCACGCUAUCUAGCGGUUGA
Molecule: messenger RNA, 804 nt
Organism: Dichomitus squalens LYAD-421 SS1
Lineage: Eukaryota; Fungi; Basidiomycota; Agaricomycetes; Polyporales; Polyporaceae
Exons: 4
Coding region: 1-804 (267 amino acids)
Source: RefSeq, a predicted model, not a curated record